AUGCCGCAACUGCUCACCCUUGUUGACGAAGUCAUUGGCAUAGUGCAGAAAAUAUCUGAAGAUGACCCUAUCACUGAGUGUUAUGAUGAUAACAAUGAACUUGGUCUAAUUCUAAAAAGACACCCAGAUGAAGCUAUUUCUCUUUCUAACGAAAAGCUCCACAUAUUCCCCUUCAGAGAUGUGAAGGUGUGCUGGCGGAGACUUUUUGCGGACGCGAGCCUGAUACUAGCUUGCUAUGAAAUAAAAAGGAAUUUCAAGGAUGUGGGCACUUUGAGUCAGAGGCAACAUAGCGCACAUUUUCUAGAUGAUGGCCAAUGUGAGAAAGCCAUUGUGAAGAAAAUUCACCCAGAUGCUCCCUGGUUGAUUUCAGUCAUCCGCAUUCUUGAUAUGGCGUUGAUUAUGACAGGCGCUCCAAGGCGUGAGAAGCUUAUUGAAGAUCUUAUACUAUCUUUGCAAAACGCCACAGAACCCGACAAGGAGGCCUUUGAGUCUUAUUCAAAGCCAAUGUAUGGAUUAGAUGAACGCAACACCCAGCAUAAAAGGCUAGCCUACCGACCUUUGUUUCCAAUGGACUCCGUUCCCGCUCCGCGUUUGAGUUACCCAGUCCAUCGAGUCUCCAUGAUGCCAUUCGACGAAUUUACAGAACAUAUCUGGUAUAGCCGCACUCCACUGGUUAUUACCCAUGCCGUCGAUCAUUGGCCAGCAUUUUCAUCUCGACCCUGGUCGUCGGGGGAUUACUGGUCUCAACGGACGUUUGGUGGUAGGAGGUUGGUACCCGUUGAAGUGGGAAGGUCGUAUACGGAUGACGGGUGGGGCCAGCGAAUUAUUCCUUUUGGAGAAUUCGUAACAGAAUACGUCUGGAGGGCGGGCAAAUCGAAUGGUCUGUCAAACACAGAAUCAGCGGAACCUCAAACAGGUUAUCUGGCACAGCAUAACCUGCUUGCUCAGAUUCCAGAAUUGAGAAAUGAUAUAUUUAUUCCAGAUUAUUGUUUCGCGGAGCCUCCUGAAGCUGAACCCGGCACGCCAGUAUACAAGAAAAAGGUUUUAGAACGAGAAGCCAGUAAAAUCAAUGGUCUACAGCACUGCAAUAGUGAAAGGGAGGAGGGUGAUGAUGAUGGUUAUGAUGAUGGAACGGCCGGACCAAUGAUCAACACAUGGAUUGGGCCAUCGUGGACGAUCUCACCGCUCCAUCAUGAUCCGUAUCAUAAUAUUUUGGUGCAGGUAGUCGGGUCAAAAUAUAUACGUCUAUACUCCCCGCACACUCCAGCAUCUCAAAUAUACCCUCGGGGUAUGGAAAUGGUAGACUCACUCUCUUCCAAAUCCACAUCGUUAUACCGUGAAAAAGAAGAUGAUGAUAUUAGCAGAUCGGCUUCAAGAGGAGAAGAAAUCGAUAUGUCAAAUACUUCACAAGUGGAUAUCGCGGCUAUUGAGCUCUCACCCGCCGAAGCCGAGACUUGGGACGCCACAUGGCCCGGCUUCUCGGAUGCUAAAUAUGUUGAAACGGUAUUGCGUGAAGGAGAAUGCUUGUAUAUCCCUGUUGGCUGGUGGCAUUACGUACGGGGCCUGGAGGCUGGGAUCAGCGUUAGUUUAUGGUGGAACUGA
Messenger RNA from Ophidiomyces ophidiicola, 1602 nucleotides. RefSeq lists its product as uncharacterized. Bases 1 to 1602 code for a protein of 533 amino acids. The record is from RefSeq and is a predicted model, not a curated record. The transcript has a single exon. Lineage: Eukaryota; Fungi; Ascomycota; Eurotiomycetes; Onygenales; Onygenaceae. Gene Ontology annotation, molecular function: 2-oxoglutarate-dependent dioxygenase activity.